Falco peregrinus (peregrine falcon) is the source of this 1709-nucleotide messenger RNA. RefSeq names its product myotilin (gene MYOT). The record is from RefSeq and is a predicted model, not a curated record. Gene Ontology annotation, molecular function: cell-cell adhesion mediator activity. Gene Ontology annotation, biological process: axon guidance; dendrite self-avoidance; homophilic cell-cell adhesion. The transcript is spliced from 9 exons. Bases 181 to 1284 code for a protein of 367 amino acids. Gene Ontology annotation, cellular component: axon; plasma membrane. NCBI's taxonomy places the organism in Eukaryota, Metazoa, Chordata, Aves, Falconiformes, Falconidae.
GCGGUGCGGGCCGGGGCAGGCCGGGCCCGGGCAGCUGCUGGCAGCGCCUGCCCGCCGCGCCGCUUAUAGCGCUACGCAGCGGGGCUGCGAUGCCAGUCCGGGUCACGGAGUGACCGCCCCGUCCCAAAGCACUGGUUAGAGCCCAGGUGACAACUCCUAGGCUGUAGUUACUCACAACCAAUGUAUAACAAACAAGCUAGCAUCAACUCUAUGCAGAAGACAUCAGACCAAGAAAUGCGAGGAACAAAAGAGGCCCUCAUUCAGGACUUGGAAAAGAAACUCCGAUGCAAAGACAACCUCCUCCAGAAUGGCAACCAGCGAUUAACUUAUGAAGAAAGAAUGGCUCGUAGACUGCUGGGACCAGUAAAUGCUGCAUCUGUGCUGGAAACACAAAGUGAAGACAACAUGCAGAACACACAGCACCAGAAUGCAGAAAACAUCAGGCUGCAGGUUCCUACAACACACGUAAGGAGCAGGCCGUCCUCAAGAGGAGAUGAACAUGGACAUGACUCAAUCCAGGAAAAGUUUUUUCAGCCACGUUUUACACAAGUGCCUGAAGACGUGAUUAUUGAAGAGGGGAGAUUCUGCAGGCUCGACUUUAAAGUUAGUGGGCUGCCAACUCCAGACGUGAUGUGGUAUCAGAAUGGAAGGAUGGUUCAUCAAGAUCAGUUCCACAAAAUGAUAGUGUCAGAAAAGGGAUUCCACUCAUUUAUUUUUGAAGCAGUCAAAUCAUCAGAUGCAGGGACAUAUGAAUGUGUGGCUGUCAACCGUGCAGGAGAAGCAUCUUUCGCAGUAAAAGUGGAAGUAAUUGCAAAAGAACAUCACACACCUCCAACUUUCAUCUUCAAGCCACAAAGCAAAAAGGUUUUUGAAGGAGAUACAGCCAGACUCGAAUGCCAGAUCUCUGCUAUCCCAACACCCCGGAUUUACUGGAAAAGAAACAACGAAAUGGUACAAUAUAAUACAGAUCGAAUAAGCUUGUUACAUGACAAUACUGGAAGGAUUUGCCUCCUGAUUCAUAAUGCAAACAAGAAAGAUGCUGGCUGGUACACUGUAUCUGCUGUCAAUGGAGCAGGUGUGGCCACGUGCCAUGCCAGGCUGGAGGUUGCAACACAUGCAAACAAGCCAAUUCCAGCCCCAAAGCAGUUACGGGUUCGACCAACUUUUAGCAAGUAUUUGGCACUCAAUGGAAGAGGACUGGAUGUGAAACAAGCUUUCUCACCAGAAGGAGAGUUUCAGCGUUUGGCUGAGCAGUCUGGACUGUAUGAAAGUGAUGAACUUUAACUGGAAAUGAAGAGGAAAACUCACACCUGUAAGAGACAAUUACAGCAUAGAUGCAGUUAACUGGUGAUUGCUCUAAUUAGCAAAAUACCCAUCUACAUAUUUUUACUUUGACUCUUGCACAUUCAGCUGUUCCCAUUUUACUAUGUUAGGUUUUAUUUAUAUGGUUUGGUGACUAUAACCAUUUACUGAGUAUUGUAUUUUAACUAUAAAGCCGAAGAAAGCAGGCUAAUUAGUUCUCACAAGUGUGGGUGGUUUUGGUUUCACCUGUGCUUGGUUACAUGCUAAAGUAGAUUGGUUUGUACUGCUUCUCUAAUAUCGCUCUUGAUAGUAUCAGAAGUCUGUACUGUCUGAAUACUAAAACCAAAUAGACUAGAGUGUUUUUAUGAAAAUAAAUUUAAGGUAAAUAAAAUUUUAAAUAACCAACA